Messenger RNA from Ctenopharyngodon idella (grass carp), 4426 nucleotides. RefSeq names its product complement component 7a (gene c7a). The record is from RefSeq and is a predicted model, not a curated record. The coding region runs from base 100 to 2628 and encodes 842 amino acids. Gene Ontology annotation, molecular function: protein binding. The transcript has 18 exons. Lineage: Eukaryota; Metazoa; Chordata; Actinopteri; Cypriniformes; Xenocyprididae. Gene Ontology annotation, cellular component: membrane attack complex. Gene Ontology annotation, biological process: immune response.
AAGAUAAGACAUAGAAUGGGAGUGUUUCCCAUAGCUGCUUGCACACAGUAAAGGCAAACAGUUUGGAGAGAAAUGCACAUUCUGCUUUAGAUUAUUACAAUGAAGUGUUUAUUCCUGCAUGGAGUCUUUUUUGUCUCUCUGUUAUUGUCAGCAGCAGUUACACAUGCAGUGAGGUCCAUUAGGUCUGUGUCUGAACCUGUGCACUGCCAGUGGGGACCCUGGUCCCCUGAAAGCUGGUCAGCCUGCGAUGGCUGCUCCAAAACACAGUCACAGAUCCGCUCCAUUGCAGUCUACUCUCAGUUUGGUGGCCAGCCUUGCACUGGGAGUUCAACCCGCACACAAUCCUGUAUAGCAACUCAGGUCUGUCCUCUAGAGGAGGGCUGUGGAGAACGGUUCAGAUGCCAGUCCGGAAAAUGUAUCAGCCAGUCUCUGGUAUGCAAUGGAGAUCAUGACUGUGAAGAUGGCUCAGAUGAGCAGAAAUGUGACGGUAAAGAGAUCUGUGACUUGCAAAAACCUCCACCGAAUGUAGAGCUCACUGGUCAAGGGUUUGAUGCAGUGAGGGGAGAGGCAAGAGGAACAGUUAUCAACACUAAGAGCUUUGGAGGUCUGUGUAGAAGGACCUUCAGUGGAGACCAUAUGGACCUAUAUAGACUUCCCCAAAGUGUCCUCAGAUACACUUUCCAGGUCACAGCAAAAAAUGAUUUUACAGAUGAAUCCUAUAGCAGCUCCUGGCACUACAUCAAUCACAAAGAAAAACAUUCAAAAACAACAGGCACAGAUUACGGGCAUGAUGAUUAUGUCUUCCAUGAUGAGCUGUUUCAGUCACAGUCCAAAAAUCUGCUGAUCAUGAAGAGUGAUGUGGAUGUUGCCCAGUUCCAGAACCAGGCCCCAGAAUAUCUUCCACUUUCAGAAGAGUUUUGGAAAGCUCUGCUCUCCUUGCCUGUUGCAUACGAUUAUGCGGCCUACUGCAAUGUGCUGGAGAGAUUUGGGACCCACUAUAUUUCAGAGGGCACUCUUGGGGGCCAGUUUAGAUUAUUCAUGGCUGCCAGCCAAGAUGUCAUGCGUAAAUUGCAAACUGUGCAAAGAGACUAUAAUCAUUGUGUCAAAACGUCCCAUUCGAUCCUGUUUAUCAUCAGGUGGACCACAGAAAAGUGCACUGAACAAACUUAUAACAAUGUCCUAUCCUUUUACCAAAGCAUACCAAAAAAUGACAUGUCCACAAAUAUUAUUGGCGGAGCUCCUGGAUUUAUUGCACAGUUGUCAAUGUUAGACAAAAACACACCCCUGGAGAAUGGCAGGAUGUUUUCCCAGUGGUCGGGUUCAGUAAAGGUCUUUCCAAAAGUCAUCAAAAUGAAGAUCAGAUCUCUCCAUGAGCUGGUGAAAGAGGUCCCGUGUGCAGGGGUGAAGAAGCAUCACUUAAAGCGUGCAAUUGAGACUUACCUCAACGAGAAACACCCAUGCCACUGCAGAGAAUGCCAGAACAAUGGCCUGCGUGUGCUUGACAAUGAUAUCUGUAAGUGUGUCUGUAAACCAGGCACCAAAGGCCAGGCGUGUGAGCAGGGGACACCAGAAGAUGAACAACCAGGAGUGAUCCAUGGAGACUGGGCUUGUUGGUCUUCAUGGAGCACCUGCAAGGAAGGACAGAAAAGCCGUAGCCGCUCCUGCAGUCGUCCCGCUCCUUCAGGCGGCAGGGACUGUAUUGGGAAUGCUGUGGAGACGACAGCCUGUGAUGAUGCAGAGGAAUUAGAUUACCUACGUACAAUGGAGCCUCACUGCUUUGAUGAUUCAGUCAGACCCAGGAAGAGUUGUAGAACACCGCCCUUCCUAGCUAAUGGGUUUGUUUUGUACCCCAAAGAUGAAUAUCCAGUGGGCAGUAAGAUUGAGUAUGCAUGUAUUGAAGGCUAUCAUUUGAUUGGAAAUCCUAUAGCAGAAUGCCAAGAAAAUCUAGACUGGUUGCGAAAUCAAAUGGAGUGCAAAAACACAAUGUGUGAUCCACCUCAGCUUCCUCCAGAUGUCACCGGAAGCCCAUGGAAGCUUGCCUAUGACAUUGGUGAAGCUGUCUCACUCUCCUGUCCUGAAGGGAAGGUCAAAGAGGGUCCGGCUGAGAUCCAAUGCAACGCUGGCCUUUCCUGGUCACCGCAACCAAAAGAAACCAGGUGUCUCACAGUUUUUAAACCGACCACUGCGCCAGUGCAAUGCCAGCCAUGGGAAAACCUGGCAAAGGACAAAUGUGUCUGUAAAGUACCCUAUGAGUGCAAGUCUUCCUUGGAGAUAUGUGCCACUGAUGUGAAGCGCGGUCGGACACAGAGACUGAGUCUGUGUAAAGUACAGGCUAUGCGCUGUCUGAGACACCAGUACACCCUUGCUGAAGACAGUGCCUGCCAGUGGCCACAACGCUCAUCCACUGCUUGCCCACACUGCACCAUCUGGGAGAGUUGUGAUGAGCAAACGAACAGCUGCCGUUGCAAGACAAGUGAGGAAUGCUCAUCCUUGGAUGCUUGGAUCCAUGUGUGUGUGCAGCAGGAAGGAGCGUCUGCACCAGUGACAAUGACAGAAUGUGAGGCGGGCGUGAGGAAAUGCAGCGGAGAGACUGUCCGCAUUGUCAGCAUUCAACCUUGUCAGUCAUAAGCUUAGAGGCUCAGUAACUAAUUAAACAGUGUAACCAUAUUAUAUGUUGAACUCUGGGAGGAUUCCUGCCUUCGUUUUCAAAGGUUUGCAAAAAAUUCAGAUGGUUUGACAAGUGCAGUUUUCUUUCUUGUGUUGACAUAUUUUCUGUUAAAACAGGAUGUUUGGAGAGGACAAAAGAAUAGAGCGCAGCAGAAGUGAUGCAUUUUUGUAGGCCAGCCUGUAAGUUAGCAUCACACUGGUUCCCUCAACAAAAACCCAAUAAGAUUUUUCCAUUGGCUUUUGGAUAAUUGCAGAAAAUAAGCUCUGUGACUAACAAACGUUUAUGAUUCGUACAAUCGGCAGAAUUAAAAAGCUAAAUGUAGUCUAUAAACAAACUACAACACAGGCACAUGACUUCAGCGUCACCACCAUUAAGCCUCAAUCAGUCUUUAUUUAAAAACAUUUUCCCUGAGAGUUUUAACAUGAUUAUAAACACAAUGAGGCUGUGAAAGCGGACUAUAGUGAGUAGAUGAUUUUUCCUUAUUGGCUGAUAACCUGUUAGCGUUCUACUGUACUGCCUGUGGUACACAUACCUUUCAAAAGAGACCAAAACUAUGCAUAUACUCCAAAUGGUUCAAGAACGGCAUGCAAUUUACUUUGGGUAUGCCUUUUAAGGGGUUUUGCAGGAAUGAUAAGGGGUUAAUGUCCCCCACAACCCCUGUAGUCCCAUUUAGCCAGUGGUUAGCAAUAGCCAUUUUCGAGACAAAUAAAAGCUUUGAAAAAUCACAAGGGGGUAUUACUGAUGUAUUUUAUGUCGUGGAAAUGUGAAAAUCAAUCUUGAGCCAAGUAAGAAUUUCACCACAGACCUUUUAAGCAUUUAACCAAAAAACCAUUCAAACCCCCCACUGACUUCAGUACAGUGGAACCUGAAGUGUUAAAAUGCUAACUCGUUUCUGGGUUUUGGCCAACAAAAACACUUCAUCCCUGCAGCACUCUAUUGAAAAGCUGUGUAGUGCAGGAUGUCAUCAAUAUUUUGGUCUGUUGUCCCAGAAGCGAAUUCACAAAAAAGUGAAUUUUGUCAACAUUUAGGACUAAGCUAGUGUAUAGACAAUCAAUGUGUGUUAGCUUUGAGGCUAAAAGUCACGAAAACUCUCAUUUCGAUUUCUUGUAAAAAAUUUUUUAAAUCUUUAUUUCAUUAUUAUUUUUUUAAAGAUGGGCAUCAUACCAAGACCAGCAAGAGACCAAUUACUGCACAAUUUCAACCAUGUAUUUCUGUAGACCUGUUCUGGACUUCUACUGGGCUCAGAACAGCAUCCUAUUCAGCCAGAUUCAGACGUCCUGCCAAACUCCUGACAACCUGCCCAGAUUCCGCCAACAGCUUGUCCAGAGUCAGCAGUGCAGCCAAAUAAUUAACCUGAAAACCGUGUCUAUUCUUGUAAACAGUUUUUUUCUUCAUUCUCCAUUACUGCUUCCGCAUUGCUUUGAGAAAGUAAAAGGGUAGGAACUGCUGCCAGGUGUGAAUUUCACAGCCUCCCUAUUAAUGUGCAAACAAAUCCAAUUACCUAUAACCGACUGAGAUCCAAAAGUGAUAUUUUAAUGGGAGACAUUGUUUUUGUCCAUUGAAAUUAGAGCCUGUGACCUGUCAGAAGAUUGUUCUGAGAAUCGUGGAUAAUAGCAUGGCUAUCAGGUGGUUUUUAUCUAAACAGCCUAUAUUUUUCAAAUAGUUUCUCUGAAAAGAGGAUAAUAUAUAUUCAUAAUGACUUAUUUGAUUUGAUUUCUGUACCUUUUCUUAACUCGUCAUGUUAAAUAAAAUAUAAUU